Molecule: messenger RNA, 2345 nt
Organism: Scleropages formosus (Asian bonytongue)
Lineage: Eukaryota; Metazoa; Chordata; Actinopteri; Osteoglossiformes; Osteoglossidae
Product: E3 ubiquitin-protein ligase RNF126-like
Exons: 9
Coding region: 417-1532 (371 amino acids)
Biological process (GO): protein ubiquitination
Cellular component (GO): cytoplasm
Molecular function (GO): ubiquitin protein ligase activity
Source: RefSeq, a predicted model, not a curated record
CGUGAAGAUGGCGGAAGGUCCUCCGCGCGGCCACCGCUUCUUCUGUCACUGCUGCGCGGCCGAGACGGGCGCUGCUCUCCCGGUCUAACAGUCCCCACCGUGUGUGUCGGUGAGCUGCACCCUUCUUCUCAGAUCCUCUUCCAAGGUGACAGUUUACCUCAAACCAGGACAUCGCCAUGGCAACGAGUCCACGUCUCCAGGCUGCCCCCUUCAGUGCGGAUGGACGUUGUGAGGGGGUCCGGCAGAUGAUCCUUGUGGGAACAUCAACAUCGCCCACAUGAGUCUGUCACACGUACCCACAUCAGAGAGUUUACUGCGGUACAUUUAGUGGCUCCCUCACUCCAACAAGGGCACACGGUUUACCGCGGUUCUGUCUCAAUGACUUGUGAGGGCACCUGCUUUACAUCGUUUACCAUAUGUUCAUGCUGUACACGUGGAUGCAAGUCGCAGCUGGAGAUUUUGAGUGUUUCUUGUAUUUUUUUUACCGUUACUGUACUGCUGUGUUGCGAUGGUCCAGCAUCCUGCGCCAUCAACGCGGCGCGCUUCCGGACCUUUCCGUGCUGGCGCGUCACGCCGGGCCGCUCGAAUCACGCCGUGGUUCCGAGGGCCCGGAGCCCGUUCUGAGCACUGUUCCCCGACCUCUUUUGCAGGACUACACGUGUCCGAGAUGCGAGUCGGGCUUCAUCGAGGAGCUCCCGCAAGAGGGAAGCACGGAGAGUGGGUCCGCACCUACGUCCAGGGCCGCCGCCGCCUCCGGGGCAGAGCCAGAGCGUCGGCCAUUUGAGAAUGCGGAGCGACAGCUGUUCGCGUUUCCCUCGGCUUACGGCCAGUUUGCCGUGGGCAUCUUUGACGAGAGCUUCGACUUGGGAGCGGGUUCGCUGCCGGCAGAGGAGGAGGAGGAGCCCGAGGCACAGGCCCAGGGGGGACAGGAGUCCCCGUCGGCACGGCAGUCAGGCAGCAGGCAACUGCGGCGAGGGCCGACUCGACGGCCUGAGGGUGUGCCCACGCUGGAAGGGAUCAUCCAACAGCUUGUGAAUGGAAUCAUGGGGCCCACGGCGAUGCCAGGCCUCGGCGCCGCGCCCUGGGGGGUGUUGCACUCGAGCCCCAUGGACUAUGUGUGGGGUGCCAACGGACUAGACGCCAUCAUUACCCAGCUGUUGAAUCAGUUUGAGAACUCAGGACCGCCGCCCGCAGACCGGGACAAGAUCAAGAGCCUUCCGACGGUCCAGGUGACGGAGGAACACGUGGGUUCGGGACUCGAGUGUCCUGUGUGCAAGGAGGACUAUAGCGUGGGCGAGAGCGUCCGGCAGCUUCCCUGCAGCCACCUGUUCCACAACGACUGCAUCGUCCCCUGGCUGGAGCAGCAUGACACGUGUCCAGUGUGCCGGAAGAGCCUCAGCGGACAGAACACGGCGACGAACCCCCCAGACGUGUCAGGGAUGAACUUCUCACACUCUUCGUCUUCAUCGUCUUCCUCACCUUGUACACCUUCCACCUCCCCCAGUGACGAGAACGUGGACAACAACUCGUAAAACUUCGCCGGGGGGGUUCUGUCGGGGCACCCCCUGGGGAUCGCGGCGGAGCUGAACCCAGCACAGACGUUGAUGCUCUCAAUGUGGACAGACGCACUGCUGUGCGAUGAGGGCUCCGCGACGAUCACUCCGAUGACUGUGGGACACAGGGGGAGGGGGCUGGUGGGUGGGGUUGCCGACCACCCAGGCUGACAGGUAGAGCUGAUUCUGUGGUACGCUUUGGUGGAGCCGUUUGGAGUCUCUCUGUAUUCUUCAACACUCAGGACAGAGCCCUUCUUUACAUCGUUUGUCAUCACUUCCUUUGGCCGUACAGCUGCGAUGAGGGGUCACAGGUUACUGUAUGAACUCAUGUUUUUAUAUUUUUAGGAUUGAAACCAUUCUCUCUUUGUGUGUACGGCCCAAGGAUCUGAGAACUGUGCUUCCCUGCCUGCCCUGGGGGUAAACAAGGUGCAGGUUGCUCCAUGGAGACACCAGGAUGCGUUUGCACCGUUCGGUGAGCUCGGUGUGCCAGCUGCUCUCCGCAUGCGUUUGGGUUCACAUCCCUCUUUUGUGUGUCGCGAUGGACUCCAUCAGUACCAAAUUGCAUCUUCGUUUAUACGCUGAACAUUUCAGCUGUUCCCUAACUUCUCCUCGUAUUGUAAAAGCUGGGCAUAUCUUAGUAACGGGGGGAAUUUAUCCUUCUCCAUAAACAUCAGGUUCCCAUGCGUUGGUGUCUGUGGUGUCCUUUCGUACUGUGAUUGUAAGUUAUGUGGAAAGUUUAACUUAUUUUCGAGUUGUUUUGUAAAAAUCAUAAUAAAACAAAGUGGUCAUGCA